AUGGAGCUAAAGAUUCCAAAGAAGAGUGGCUCGGCUGAGCCGCUGCCGUCGCCAGUCGAUACCGCCCCCAAAAGGCGCACUCCUAGGGUCCUAACAACUCGCUCCAACCCUCUCGCCAUAGAGGGAUGCUCGGUUUUCGGAGUUUCGAACUCCGCUGCAACUGUAAGUGGCGCGGUUGAGCGUUUGGUGAGGGAGAGCAUGGCAUGCACUCGUGAUCCACUCUCCGUUCGAUGCGUCUUUCACAUUGGGCGGCUGAUGGGUCUCACGCAGAACCGCGACAUCGUCCUCCCCGUCGAGACUGAGUGCGUGCUCGACAACAAUGAUUCGAAGGUGGCCUUCAUACCGGAGGUGCCUCCGACGUGCAUUAACGCACUGUACAUGGACAUGUUUACCAACCAGGCUGGUGGUCACCGGCUCGCGCCAGACUCCGACCACGUCGAGGUGGAAAUAGUAUCGUCGUCUAACGUGGACCAGCGCACCCCGGGGGACGCUUUGGAGGGCUUCCACCACACCCGGAUAUACCGGGUGCCGUACAGCACCGACGAGGGCCUGCGCCUUUCCGAGAUGCAGUGCUGUGAUCAUAACGUGCUGAACACCAUGCACGUCUAUCGGCCGCAAUCGCAAUACCACUAUCGGCUCCAGACAUCCUCAGCCGUCGCUAAAGAAGAUGAAAGCGAUGGCGUCGGCCUGGGCAUGACCCUGAAGUUGUGCUUCCGAUACAUGCGCAACUACAAGACGACUGCCGUGAGUGAAGAGAAACUCGUCAGGUGGGAGCUGAACAUCGUCGACCACUGGGACGUUGUUCUGAACGACGAAAUGACGCAGCUGCCCAUCGAGCGGCUUUUUGAGUGUUUCACGACGUGCCUGGUCAGCAAGCACUCAGACAUGUCGGCCUUCCCGUUUUUCGACCGCGAGGUUGUUGAGGACGGGCGUCGCCACUAUGUGCAGCUAUCUGUGCACGGUUCCCAGCUGGGUAAACAGUUUCAGCGGUUGACGGAGUGCAAGGCAAAUCGGUUCGGCUACAUAGUGUCGCUGGUGCACAGCAACCUCCGCAUGAUCCUCGACAGCUUCGACUCGAUGUCGGUGGAUGAGGUGCCCACUGCCGACUUUUACCCUAAUCUUUUCGGUGACACUGCCGAGGCCGUGCAGUUCCACUACGACACGCGCAAGCUGGUGCGCCAAAAGGGCUCGGCCAUCGAAGCGCUCCGGCGCCACAACAACCUGGUGAAACGUGUGAUGAUCGCGUGCUACGUUCGGCGCAAAGACACCGUCCUGGACCUCGCCUGCGGGCACUGCCAGGACCUGGAUAAGUACGCUACCGUGGGCAUAAGUCACGUGAUGGGCAUCGACAUAUCGCUGUCCGAGAUUAUGGAGGCCCGCCGCCGCUACUCUGAGCAGUUGCGCGGUCGCCGUUUCCGUUUCAAAGCGGAAUUCCAUCAUGGCAACCUGCUGGACGACAGGGUGUACGCCACGUAUGUGAGGAACAAGAAGUUCGACGUGGUGUCCAUGCAGCUGGCCAUCCACUACAUAAUCUCCGACGAGGCCAGCGCGAGCAUGAUGCUGCGCCACAUCCACCAGGCGCUGGGUGAUAAGGGGAUUUUCAUUGGCAGCACUGUGUGCUGCAAUGCCAUCGCAAAGGGCCUGAUUGCCAACCCGCCGCAUCAAACGUCGGACGAUGCGGGGCAACGAUGGGACUUCGGCAAUUCCAUCUUUAGGGUCACCAUGGAAGAUGCGUCGAUGGAAAAACUGUUCGACGCCGCCACUGGUCAACCGUACCCGCCUGAUGCGCUCAUCAGCCGCUUAGAGAACCAAUGGGGUCUGAAGUAUCACUUCUUUUUGAUGGAGUCCAUAGACGCGAGCGAGUACGUCGUCCCGUGGAGGUCGUUCGCCGAGCUGUGCACCCGCCUCGGCUUCCGCCUACUGGAGACGUUCACGUUUCCGGAAUACAUGGAGCGCGCUCCCGCGCUGUUCAGGAAGCUGGAAAGCUCUCUAACGGCUAAUGUGUUGGAGAAUGUGUUGCAUCACCUCCGCGUGAUGUCUACUGUGGAGAUGUCCACGGAGCAGCGGGAGGCGUUCAUGCUGUACCGCAUCUUCGUUUUCGAGAAGGUUACUGGACGCGACAGGCUGUAUAUGCAGGGCGUGAAAAUACGCCGUUCGUCCUGA
This is a messenger RNA of Babesia bigemina, 2163 nucleotides long. RefSeq names its product mRNA capping enzyme, large subunit family protein, putative. NCBI's taxonomy places the organism in Eukaryota, Apicomplexa, Aconoidasida, Piroplasmida, Babesiidae. Gene Ontology annotation, biological process: 7-methylguanosine mRNA capping. The coding region runs from base 1 to 2163 and encodes 720 amino acids. The transcript has a single exon. The record is from RefSeq and is a predicted model, not a curated record. Gene Ontology annotation, molecular function: mRNA 5'-cap (guanine-N7-)-methyltransferase activity; polynucleotide 5'-phosphatase activity. Gene Ontology annotation, cellular component: nucleus.